AUGGGCGCCAACAUGGCGCGGCGGCUUGUCGCCGGCGGCCAUCGUGUCGUCACUUACGACCUCGACGCUACUGCCGUGGCAACCAGCACAGAGAACGGCAGCGAGGGCGUUACCUCCCUUGAGGAACUGGUCAGCUGCCUGCCGUCCCCGCGCGCCGUAUGGAUGAUGCUUCCCAUCGGCCAGCCCACCGAGGACACCAUCGCCGCCCUUGCGCCCUUGCUCUCCCCGGGCGACAUCCUCCUCGACGGCGGCAACGCCAACUACAAGGACAGCAUCCGUCGCGCUCGCGAGAUGUCGGGACGUGGCAUAGAGUACAUCGACGUAGGCAUAAGCGGAGGCAUCUGGGGCUUGGCCCACGGCUUCUGCCUGAUGGUUGGCGGUCCCGCAGACGCGGUCAAGCGGAUGGAACCCGCCUUCCGUACCCUGGCUCCCGCCGAGGACGUCGGCUACUGCCAUUUCGGGCCCAGUGGCGCCGGCCACUACGUGAAGAUGGUGCACAAUGGCGUCGAAUACGCCCUGAUGCAGUCCUACGCCGAAGGUUUCGAGCUAUUGGCUGCCAAGGAGGAGUUCGACCUCGACCUCGCUGCAGUCGCCGAGACCUGGAGCCAUGGCAGUGUGGUGCGCUCGUGGCUACUGGAACUGACCGCAGCCGCCUUGAAGGACGACCCCGGUCUGGAGAGUUUACAGGCCUUUGUAGAGGACUCCGGCGAGGGCCGCUGGACGGUCCAGGAAUCGGUCGACCUUGCUGUUCCGAUACCCGCGAUUACUGCUGCGCUGCAGCAACGCUUCCGCUCUCGCCAGGACGGCCCUCUGGGCGCCAGGUUGCUGGCUGCUCUGCGGCAGCAGUUCGGCGGCCACGCCGUGCGGCGCAGCGGCGACUAG
Messenger RNA from Geodia barretti, 882 nucleotides. Lineage: Eukaryota; Metazoa; Porifera; Demospongiae; Tetractinellida; Geodiidae. The record is from the annotation of a GenBank genome assembly.